UAUAAUAAUAUCAACAAGCAGCAGACAUAUGGCUCCCGAAUAACCAACAAAAGAGCAAAAUCCAAACAAAUUGUGUAUAAUUACGUUGCCAAACAACAUGAAGCCAGAGAAAACGCAUAGGAAAAAAGCAAGCACUGUUCGACGUUGUCCUCCGCGGAGAAUACCAAAAUCAGUUCUAACGAGGACCAUUGAAAUACUGGAUGAUUCUAGUGAUGAAUUUUGGUUAAACAAAAACUCUUCGUGUGCUCCGCCAAUUAAUUAUGAAGCAAGCCUUGAAGAAAAGCAUUCCGACACAUACAAGAAACUGAAUUUGGCUCGCAAUUGUUUACUAACAAGAGACUGGCAAAACUUGGCCAAACUGCUUACUUCUAAUCUCUUCGGCAGCACUGUGGUUCAAAAGUGUUCAAUACCCAUUUUUUCAGAAUAUGCUUCUAUCACAUUGACACUAUUGGAUCCAGAACUGUUAACUAAGCUCCAUCAAGCAAUGCAAGCAGCAGCGCCGCAAGCCACAAAAAACUUAAAAGCAAAUGUUACCCAAACAGAGUAAACCACAUAGAUCAUAAGAAAAUUCAA
Drosophila busckii is the source of this 573-nucleotide messenger RNA. RefSeq lists its product as uncharacterized. The record is from RefSeq and is a predicted model, not a curated record. The transcript has 2 exons. The coding region runs from base 98 to 547 and encodes 149 amino acids. NCBI's taxonomy places the organism in Eukaryota, Metazoa, Arthropoda, Insecta, Diptera, Drosophilidae.